Molecule: messenger RNA, 11214 nt
Organism: Amoebophrya sp. A120
Lineage: Eukaryota; Dinophyceae; Syndiniales; Amoebophryaceae
Source: the annotation of a GenBank genome assembly
AUGCUAUCAACGGCAAAUAUGUCUGCUGGGGCUGGAAGGAUCCAACUUGUGAUGCUGGCUUUGGAUUCUAAAAAGAUCUGUAUUGCAAGACCAGCAAGAGAAAUUCAGUUUGUCCUGUGUCUAUGUAGAGAGGGCAUUUCUCAUGCGGAAAAGGCACCAGAAAGCCCUCUAAAAAUCUGUGAUGCUAGGUCAUGCAUUGCAGGCGUCAUGGGUCAUGCAAAAUAUGCAUGACAAACCGUUGUUAAGAAAGCACUUCGUCGUUAAAGAAAGAAAGUACUACGUGAAGAAGUUACGACGUAAGACAUAAAAUCGUAGACAAGCAUGUAAAAAGUAGAAGCAGAUACUUCAACAGCCGCGCAGCUAGCGGGGGGGUGACUCCUGUGGUCCCCCCCCACCAGCUGUGCUUUUUCCAAAACAUCCAGGAAAACCGUGGCGAGGUUCUUUUUUUUUUUCCAGCAAGUGGCUGGUGGGGGCGUAAUAUAGGAUAAGGAAGUAUGUAGGUCGUGAAUGUAGAAAAGACUAAGAAGAGCCGGGCUGGUAAGGUAGAAAACUGGAACUACUUAGAUACAUAAAUGGGGUCGUAGUUGAGUAUAGUACUUUUUGGCUGAGAUAAAAAGAAAACAUCAUGAACGACGAACGCGGAAUCGGAGACAACGCGGCAAAGCGGGGGCAGGGGCGCGGCCUGCCAGCGAGGACACGGCAAGGGAAUCGGGACAAACGGCCAGGGGCUCAAGACAAGUGCCAAUGAGGGGAGCCGCGCGUACCGUUCGAGCUACAGGAGGACGAGGAGGACUUGGCCAAGUGGGAUACGCGUGUGGGGCGGAGGGAAAGAACGGCUGCGAAGCGAGAACAAGUUGCUGGGGCAGGCGACAAGUUUAAAUUUGGUACAAAAAAAAACAGCACUCAGAUACCCGCGCCAUCUGCUUAACUGUGUGAAAUAUUGUGUCGGCCCGGUCCUGCUUGGUCGCAGGCCGGUGUUCGUGAGAUCAGAUUUCACAUGUUAAGUAACGCACACCGGCUCCUAGCUUAAAAAAAUGAUGAAUUUACAUGAAAAUGGGGCCUAAUCAAAAAAAAAAAAAAAAUAUGCAUGACAAACCUGACAAUCUUCCAGACAUCCAGGGUGCAUAUUUGCAUUUGAUACCUCCUUGCCGUCAGCAAAGAAACCGGCGAGUUCCCCAUGCGGUGCUGUGGAGACGAGGGGGAUCCGCCGAGUGGGGCGUUUCCAUACAAGGACGACGCCAUCGGGAACGCGGCUGACGGUACGCGCGUGGAUUGCCGAACCAGCCCGGACGACCGGUGCUCCGCCAGUGGCAGUGGCCGACUCAGCUACGCGGCGGCGGUCGCGAAGUGUGCGGAGACGAACCGCAGAUUGUGCACGAGUCAGGAACUGCUGACCGUGUUGAAUGGCCAAGCGACGAAGACCCUGUGCUCCGGCACCGGCGGAAACUGCGACAACGCCUGCAUUUGGACCAGCACGGUGCCCUACACGUACCCGGUGUCUAAUAACCUAAGAAACAAUAUGGGAUUCUCAAACGUUACAUUCUCAACUGUUACAUGGAUUUGUCAUGCAAAACUACCUUAAGCCGCCAGAUGCUCAAGCUGCUUCGCAUGACAAAUCUGCGAGGGGCUAGACAGCACCUAAAUCUGUGCGGAACUUGUAAUGCAAAAGGCGCAAACUUCGCCCUUUCACUUUUGCCGUUCUUGCAUUACAAGUUCAUGUAACAGUUGAGAGUGUAACGUUUGAGAACGCCAUAAACAACGGCUUUGCCGUUGAUUCCGUCACGUGCAAGGAAGGCUACUACACGGGCGCCAGUCCGCGAUUUUUUUGCGACGCCCCUGGAAAGCGAUUGCGCAUGACGGGGUGCGACGAUGUGGUCAAGCAUUGUGUGGGCCAGUGGGAUUUCACCGACGAACAGCUGGCCGAGCAAUGCAUCGGAGCGGGGGAAACGAGGACCCGCGAGUACGACGUUUCACAAGCCGCGGAGAACGGCGGAGACCCUUGCUCUGCCGCCGACGGCGACAAAGUUACCUACCAGUGCCCGCUGUACCAGUGCAAGUGCACGUUUGGCGAGGCAGAAACCGGCCCGCGCUGCGUUACGCAGAAUGACGGGACGCAGACGGUCGGCUGUGAUGUGCAACCAGGGGCGGCGGGGUGCAAUGCGGGGUACCAUCCGGUCGAGAAAACGACUCAGGACCAGGCCACGUAUCAUGUCUGCGAGGUAAACAAGUGCAAUUGCCCUUCCGGGAACCCCGCCGCGACUGGGGUGGAGUGCGCAGCAGACGGAAGCACGACAUUGUGCACAGAUUGCACGGAGCCUGGCUAUCACAUGAUCGAGGACGGGCAGAACAAGGAAUGCACGCUGAUGGAGUGCACGUGUGAGCACGGCGAGCCAGAUGUAUGGAGUUCUCAAAUGUUACAUUCUCAACUGUUACAUGAAUUUGUAAUGCAGGAAUAGCACAGGUGGAAGGGAGAACCUUGCGCGUCUUGCAUUACAGAUUUAGUGCAGAUUCUAGUGCUAUUUAGCCCUCCGGGAAUUUGUCAUGCGAAGUAGCUUCAUUGUCUGGUGGCUCAUGGUCAUUUUGCAUGACAAAUCCAUGUUUGUAACAGUUGAGAAUGUAAAAUUUGAGAACGCCAUAAGAUGUUGGUGCAGCUUGUGAUCCUCAUCUCACUGUGGAAAAGUGUGUACGCUGCACCGCGGAUGGUUAUCAUCUCGACCUGGGCGGCACAAACGUUUGCGUGGAAAAUGAGUGUCUCUGCGACAACGGAACCGGCGCGAAGGGAGCGCCGGCUUGUAUGGACCAUGGCGCUGAGGUGUGUGCCGUGUGUGUCCACGCGGGGUUUCGGCUGGAAAACCAACGCUGUCUGGAGAAUGUUUGCCGCUGCAACCACGGAACCGAAGCCACGGGGGCCGAUUGCACGGAGCACCACGGCGAAAUUUGCAAAGAGUGCACUCACCCGGGGUUCAGUCUCGAUGUACUUACGAAAACGUGCGUGCAAAACAUCUGCACCUGCGCGCACGGGAUUGCAGCGACGGAGGAGAGGUGCACGGCGAACAACACGAACAUCUGCACAGCGUGCACCGAAGCAGGCUACAAGCUCAACGACGCGACCGAAAGUUGUGUGCAAAACAUCUGCACUUGCGCAAACGGUACCGCGGCGACUGGAGCCAAUUGCACGGAAGACGGCGCCAACAUUUGCAGCGCGUGUAGCAGUGACACAGGGUUCAGUCUAGACGAAGGUGCCAAAACUUGCGUCCAGAACGUCUGUACUUGCGCGAACGGCACCGCCGCGACGGGCGGGGAUUGCAAAGCGAACAACACGAACACAUGUGCGGAUUGUGCGGAUUAUAUCGGGUUCAGUUUAGACGAAGUUACGAAAUCUUGCGUCCAGAACAUCUGCACAUGUGCGAAUGGAACUCCAGCCACGGGCGAAGACUGCACCAGAAACGGCACGAACAUUUGCACAGGAUGUGAAGCGGAGCAAGGGUUCAGUUUGGACGAAAAUUCGGCUUUUUGCGUACAAAAUGUCUGUACCUGUGUCAAUGGCACCGCAGCGACGGGCGGGAAUUGCACCUCGAACAACACAGAAGUUUGCGAAUCGUGUUUGAAUGAAGAUGAGUUUAAACUGACGGAGGACAAGCACUGCAUCUGGGUCGAUCUCCUUGCGGGCUUGGCGCCCAGUAAAUACGAUGAAGUGAAUUUCUUUGACGAAAAUGAUCUAUCGGAAGAGGAGAAAUUAGAAGAUGGAGACUCGACAGCGAAGUCGUAUCAAGUGCAAAAAUGUCUGGGUCUGGAAGAGUCAUGCUGUUUUUGCAUGACACAGAAGGUCUGGCGUGGAAGCUCUAGCAUCAUAGGUUUCGAGAAGCUUCCGCCAUGCCGAAUCCGCAUGACAAAUUCCCCACUUUGGUGACACAAAGUGGGCAGCUUUUGCUACCUACGCAUGAGAGAUUUUUCUGUGUUUUGAAAUGCGCAUCACAAGUUUGUACUCUUCCAGACCCAGACACUUUUGCAUAUGCAUAAGUCGCCGGAUGACUCUGAAACCAUGGAGGAGCCCGCGGGUCCUUUGACUGGCGAAGGGCUGGGCGUGAUCAUUGCCGUGGGUGCGAUUCUGUUGCUGGUUUUCCUCAUUCUGCUGAUUUACUACUUCGGUUUCCACGACGCGGAUGGUGGGAGAAACGCGCAGGAGGACGGGCCGCUGCGCGGAAACACGUCGGCCGCGUCGGUGUUGCAGCGGACGAGCGGAAAUUUUGGCGAGCGCGAGGGCGACUUGAAGUUUGAGUACCACCACGUGAACCGGGCCUUGAUCGAGGCGGGCCUGUCUGCGUUGUACGCCAGCAGGAUGGCGCAGCAAAUCUGCGACAUGAAUUCGCAAGACGACGAGGAUCUGGUCUAUCCGACGGAAGAGCACGACAAGGCAAUUCUGCAGCCUUUAGGGCUAGAAUUCGACGAAAACGAUCCGGACAAACUGGGCCGCAUGCGGGAAUUUCUGCAGAACGUGGCCAAGGAGCAGCGGAAGCUGUUUCAGCCGCUCCCGAAAACAAGCCCCGAGGAAAGGGAGCGCAGAACGGCAGAAUUCGAGUACAAGGAGGUGAAUCGGUCUUUGGUCGACGCGGGCCUCUCCGCCCUCUACGCGAGCCGGAUGGCCCAACAGGUUUGCGACGCGAGUGCAGCCGACGACAUGGAUUUGGUCUAUCCAACCGACGCGCACGACCGGGAGUUGAUCGCGCCCGUGUUCGGAAUAGACGCCGAACUGGGUGACUUCAAGGUUAUCCCGUGCAAAAGUAUCGUAUUCGUAGUAAUCGCAAUCAUGCAAGACAAAUCUUCUGCCCAAGCAAAAUCAGCAUGGCAAAUUCCACCAUGUGUCGCGCUGAGCAAAUUUGUAUUGCAAUUACUAAAUAACUACGUACAAGUACGAUAGAAGUUUUGCAAAGCAUAGAAGUUGGUCUCGGACAAAUGCGGCGAUUCUUGGAGAACCAGAACGUCGGGGUUAAGACCACAUCACGCCCCUCCAAACAAGCAGCUGCUGCUCGGCCUAGCAAGAAGGGCCUCUUCCGGCCCUCGAUGGCUGGCGCGGGGGUUGAAAGACCUUCCACGGCGAACAAAGCAAGCAAGGCCAGCGUCGCGCGGGUGUCGGGUGCCCCCGGGUUGGGAGGUGGACCAGCGCGGACCUUAUGACGUUCUCAACUGUUACAUUCUCAACUGUUACAUGAUUUGUCAUGCAAAAUUGCCAUAUUAAGCCGUCACACGAUCAAGGCGUUUCGCGUGACAAAUUAUCGAAGGGCUAGACAGCGCCUAAAUCUGUUCCAAAUUUGUAAUGCAAAGCGCGCAAUCUUCCCGCGUUCACUUUUGCUGUGCUUGCAUGACAAAUUCAUGUAACAGUUGAGAAUGUAAUAUUUGAGAACUCCAUACACCUCGGCCGCUGCCUCCAGCAGCGGGUACGUGGGCGUUUCCGGCCUGUCAGGACUGGGAGCAUAUCGUGAGAAAAAAGUGUUACAGUUACACAUUCUACUCAUGCAAGACAAGCAAGACAGACAACCUCUGUCAUGCAGGAAACGCGUGCCAGCCUCAUUACAUUCGUGUUUUCCCUUAUAGUCUGCGCAUUACAACUCUUUGUCAUGCAGAGCAAAUCUGUGAUGCUGAAAUUCCAACAAAUGUGUAACUGUAACACUUUUUCCUUGGAUAGAGCAGGCAGCACCGUUAGUACGGCUUCGGAAGAGGAUGAAGAGGGUCCUCUUCAAGGGCACGGACGGGAAGCAGUGGUAGUCUGCACGGUAGAGGAGAUAUGAGAGUGCACAACUACUCCCCCUUUUCCUCAUUUGUAUGGCUUGAACAGCAAUACAAACACAUGCACACUUGGGGCCUGUGCAUGACAAAUUUAUCAUUUUGUGCGACCUUAUGUAGUACUGUUUGGACACUUUCGGAAUUUGUCAUGCAUAAUAGUGACGCAAGGGAGCAAGUGGAAUUGUGGAUUUUGCAUGAGAAAUGAGAACGAGAGGGAGUUGUGCACUGUCAUAAAAGACCGCCGCGAAGCUGGAACACGAGCAAGGAUUUUCGCCGCGGGCGGCGGUGUGCUUGGCAGAAAAACUGGUGGCGAGAGCCCGCGACGCCGUGGCCAUCAUCGAGCGCGAGUUGCAGGAAGAGCAAGCUGGGCUGCAGGUGUCCGGUCUCACUCUGCCAGACGGUCUUCGUGGCAAGUAUUCGCAGGCGGGAAACGCUUCCACCGUCGAGAGUGGUGCGCGGCCGGUGGGCACCAAGGCAAGUGCCGGCUCCGGCGGGACGACAGGGAGUGCCGGGUCGUCCGCCGCAAAAUAUCAAAUGCAAAUAUCCCUGGACGUCUGGAAGAUUGCGAGAUUUGUCAUUGUCAUGCUAGUCUGGCAUGACUCUGACCUCUGUAUUGCGUGGCCACAAUCAACAUCCUCUCUCGCCUGUCAUGCAAAAACGCAGUUUCUCAUGCGGAAUAAGCAGCAAGCACGAAAAAACUUGUCAUGCUUGGCGGCGCAUUACAGUGCACUUAUUAUCGACUGACUUGCAUCACAACGUCCCAGACCCAGACAUGUUUGCAAUGCAUACAAUGAUGUACGAGCGCGUGGCGCAGUAUGUGGCCGACAUUUCUUUGGCCGACCUACAGGAUGAAGCAGGAGGUGCGGGUAUCCUGAGGAAAAACGUCCCCACCCCAGAGUUGUCAUGCAAAUCUGCAUGCCGAAGAUGUUUCUCAUGUGGAGCUCCAUGAGAAGCAGUUUCCAGACGUGUUUUGGAAUUUGUCAUGCUCCAAUCAGCAUGAUAUAGUAGAUCUGUGAUGCUGCUGAGCUAGCUCAAACAGCACUACAAUACGAGUCCAAAUUUGUCAUGCAAAACAGCCAAAGUUUGUGGAUUUGUCUAGCCGAGUCCCCAUCUUGACUAUGGGGUGGGGACGUUUUUACAUAGGAUAGCGGGGAGUGAAAACUGGAAUGACGCUGCGGGCGAGGAAGACCGACAGAAAAUCGAGGAUAUGCUCCAGAAUAUGAUAGUGCACAACUCCCCCUCCCCCUCAUUUGUGUUGCAUGAACAGCAACACAAGCGCUGGCAAAGAUGCAGCUUUUGCAUCACAAAUUCCGAGAGGACUCUACAUCGUGCUGUUUAGGAUUGCAGAAUCUGUCAUGCAAACAGUGUUAACAGGCAAGCCAAGGGGUGGAUCGGGAAUUUAGCAUGACAAAUGAGGGGGAAAGGCGGGGGUUGUGCACUCUCAUACAGAACUUCGGAAAAGCAGAACACGCCAAGACCAUCGGAUUUUUUGCCGUGGCCAAGACGAAACCGGCGCGAAGGAAAAAGCGCGGCGCGUCGGAAAUCGCGCUCUUUGAUUUGAAGGCGCUGGCCCACCUGGAAGAGCUUUUCGACAAGAACAAAGUAGGUGGCGCGACUGGUUCAACAUCUGGGGUUGCUGCUGCUGGUGCGCCAUCAUCUUCAUCCCAGCGACCGGGCGGGAGCAGCCGGAUACUUGCGCCAUUCGGGAAUACCGAGAACGCGAAGCAAGUGAACCUGUUCAUGAGAAUGAUGCCCCCGAAAAACAAAGUGUAUCAGCACCACGACCACCACGACCAUGACCACCAUCUCGCCGCCGCAAGACCAUCUACCUCGAGGCCUCCAACAGACGGAGCCCGCGCGAGUAGAUCCACGGGCACGGGGGCCAGUCGGGCGACGGGUUAUCCUAUUGAAAAAUCCACCUUUCGCCCCGUACUCAAAGUGGGAUAAUUUGUGUAGCAUGAUUUGUGACCGCAAGAUAUCAAGAAGUUGUCAUGCGAAGAGGUAAUUAAUACACGCGGACUGUGCUGUCCGUCUGGCGUGGAAAGGCCUUGAUGCAUCUUCAGAAUUACAGGAAGCCAUUGCACUCUCGGAAAAAAUAGCAUUGCAAACUUACGCGCAACAUCAAGCGUUAGCGUAUGGUCCCUUCGCACUGCAGCAAGUCGAGUUUCGUACGCGAGAGGCACAAAAAGAGGAAUAUUUUUUAAGUACCAACCUCCUUUUUUAAAAAUAUGUGGGGAGCGGGGAUUUUUCCUUAUGAUACUGGCGGAACUGAUCUUCAUACGGGCGGCACUGCCAUCGACCGAAGCGACGUAUCAAAUACGUCAGCAGCUGAAAGCGACCCUGGUGCCACGAGUACGAGCGAAGGGGACGAAGAUGUGGACGACUCCGCUUAUGAAUUGCAAUUGCAAAAGUAUCGCAUUAGUAGGAUUUAUUCUUGCAUGUUGACAAUUUUCAACUAGUACUUGCCCAGUACGUCGAAAACUGAAAUUUCUUGCGCGCCAGAAUCGCCUUUAAGAGGAGACUUGUAAGAACGCGUACUAUGCAAAAAUUACUACGAGACGUACGAUACUUUUGCAAAAAUGCAUACCGAUCGUGAAACGAAGCAGCUUCUGAAGAAGAAAAAGAACAAGAAGAUCGUACUAGUCAAGAAGAAGAAGAAGGCCCCCGGAGCUGCAGGUGCUACGUCGACGAGCUCCAGUGCUAGUGAAGCUGAAACUGCAGAUGGUGGGCAUCACAGUACUGCGACCGGUAAACCUAAGAAAAAGACCAAGCUCGCGACCAAGAAGAGUGGCAAAAAAAGCGUAGGAGGUGCAAGUGCAGCGGCGCAACCUUCGCAGAUGAAGCAGGACGCACCUACCCAGGAACUGCUGAACGAAGCGCAGGCGGCGCUAAUGGACGUCGGGUUUUCCCGGCACCAGGCGAAGAUCAUCGCCGAAAAAAUCGCCGGCGUGACAGCGGUAUGCACCUGCAAAUAAAGUAUCGCUCUCGUAGAAGUACUACAAAUCGCAGCCAUGCAUCACAGAUUUAUCAGCAUUGCAAAUUAUUGAAGAUGCGGUUUGCCUCUUCCAGAAAAAAAUGUAUAUGCGGUUUUUCAUUCUAGAGCGAUGCUUUUGGUUUUGCAAUGCAUAGCCGGAUCAGCUUGACCAAAAAUCGGGUUUGACCGAGGAAGAAAAGAAAAUCGCGUCCGCGGGACUGGGUGGCGCAAAAGUGAACGAUAUGGGAGUGUCAGGAUUGAAAUCGACAAAGCUGAAAUGAUUUGCCAUGCAUAAAAUGGAUGCCAGUUGGAACCCAGUGUCCAAGUGGCGCAUGACAAAACUUGGCGGUGCCUCAAUCCCGUUUGUAAUGCUGUUUGGGUAAGGAAGACGCCUUUUGUAAUGCUAUCUUAGCAGCCUUAUUUCUACCCCUCAACAGGCUUAGUAUCUGCCUCCGUUCCCUACUCUGCAAGACAGGCACUUCGUGGGUUGCAUUUUAUGCGUCACAAACUAUUUCAACUUUGACGAUUUCAAUCCUGACGCAUCCAUAAACGACCUGCAGGAUUUAGCGGAAGAGCUGGUCCACCAGAAAGGAACCUUUUUCGCCUAUCAAAAUGAAAAAUCCCCCCUCCCCAUAUCAAAACAGAAAUUUGUGAUGCUGAUUUGCGGCCACAAAUCAGCUUUGUAUUGCAAAGAGGCACUGCGGCCAGAUCCCCAGGCUAGGUAGGGGCGUAUGGGUCUAGCAGUUCAGCAUGGGAAACGGACCCCCUUUAGGCCCAACAGCGUGACAAAUCGCUUCCAAAAUGGGGCGGAAGCUUCUGCCCUUGUCUUCUUGCAAGACAGAUGUGAUUUGUGACCUUAAAUCCGCAACGCAAAUUUUUGGAAACAUACCUUUUCAAUAUGGGGAGGGGGGAUUUUUCCUCUCAAUAUCGCCAAGCGGUUCUCGCCCGAAUCGCAGCAGGAAGCGAUGUAUGAACAGCAAAAGCAUCGUACUAGUUCUAGUAGUUAUUGCAAUACAAAUUUCAUCCUCAGCAUUAGAAAUGGAAUUUGUAUUUGUAAUGCGAAUUUGCCUUAACAUCUGGUUUUUUAAUGCAUUAGUACGAGUGCGGUUCUUUUGCAUUGCUUUGCAUACCAUGAGGGGAAAGGCGGCGGGCCAGCCCAUGUCGCUCCUCGAAGAGAAAUGCGCAAAUCCCGGGGCGACAUCACUCUUGUCCGGAGUGGAAAAGAAGACGAAGGGAAAGCGCAAGGUGGUGAAGGUCGGGAAAUGGAAAACCAAGCUCGCGGGUCGCUAUCCUGUGUAAUAAAAACGUAUGAUUCCCAGCCUGCAGCAGCAGCAGCUCCCCUGAGUGGGCAAAUGGGAAUUGAGCUAAGACUAAACACUUGUUCCUGCGCGCAUGACAAAUUUAGAUCCGGUUGUCGUUGUAGCCAACGCAGGCACGAAUUCCGCAAGUUUUGAGAAGCUAUUUUGUCUGCUUUGAAGAGCGCGACAAAUAACUUCCAGACCUCACUCAAAUGCCGUCAGCACUUGUGGCACUAUUCCGUGUGAGAAGCUGCGAAGCCUUUCUGCAUGAUGCGAAAAAAAUGAGCAUGACAAAGACAACUUUUACUGCCAGGUCGUGGGUACUUACGUUUUUGAAAUGGAUAGUCGCGGCGGGGGUCAAACGACCUCCUCUAUGGAAGAAAGUGAAGCGUAGGCGGGUGCUAAUUAUGAUGUAGUGGAUAUCAAUCGCGCAAAGGCAAAACUACGACUGCGCACAGUUUUAGGAAAAGAGUGUCACUAAUGAGCAAGCUUCAUUGAUAAAUUCUUGCUUUAGUCGUCCGUGCUUUUCGAAAAGUAGUGGUCUCCAAGAAAAAUAUGUUGGUGACUUUUUUAUUGUUUUGUAAAUUUGUUUGAUGUUUGUCAUUGUUUCUCUUUCUGUGGAUACGUUGUGAUCUUGAAUCGAAUUUGCAUGGUGCGGAUGUUGAUUUUCAUUUUCUUUCGGAUUUUACUAGCAAGAAAUAGAUUUUUUUUCGGCAAUCUUGUCGGCAAUAGAUUAUUUUUCGGACCGUUUAUUUCGCCUUGUUCAAUUCGAUAUUUCUUCUGCUCUAGUGCAAGUAGCUUCAUCGGCUUACAAAAAUGUUGUUAGAUUCAUCUUUUUCAAAUGUUUGUGUUUCAUUGUCUACUACUCGUCCCAGGCGCAUGCUGUAUAGUCCAAUUUUACGAACAAUAUUUUUACGACCAUUUUUGACCACGAUUCUUUUAUACGUUUGUUUCAUCACCUUGACACCUUGAUAGUUGUCUUUACAUCUUUUCCUCACAAUGUACAGAGCUGGGCGCCGCUUCCUAGGUGCCGAUGCAGCACAAAGAAAGAUGAAGGAUCAAAAAUCUGUAAAAUCACAUUGGCUGUAAAAUAAAAAGUUCUUGGAUUCUUGUUGUAGAGCUUACAAAUUCUGUCUUAACUGUUGUACCAUUCGAUGUGUG